This is a messenger RNA of Solanum lycopersicum (tomato), 1506 nucleotides long. It is a transcript of the gene CPT4, whose product is annotated as cis-prenyltransferase 4. Gene Ontology annotation, biological process: polyprenol biosynthetic process; plastid membrane organization; response to cold. Gene Ontology annotation, cellular component: chloroplast stroma. Gene Ontology annotation, molecular function: ditrans,polycis-polyprenyl diphosphate synthase [(2E,6E)-farnesyl diphosphate specific] activity. NCBI's taxonomy places the organism in Eukaryota, Viridiplantae, Streptophyta, Magnoliopsida, Solanales, Solanaceae. The record is from RefSeq and is marked validated.
GAAAGUAAUCCCCUUCCAAAGUCAAAGCUUUUUUUCCCUUCACAAAAAUGGCGUUCUCACUCCAGCUCCAGCAAAUCUUCGUUUCGUACACUAGAUUUUGCUCUCAACCAAAAUCAAUAACUAAUCCUCUAAUCUCCCUCAAAUUACCGUCGAUUCAUCCACUCGCCUUUGCUCAAAAUGCCGCCGUCAGCAACAUUGACACCGGCGUCGCCGCCAUUGACGGUUCAGCUGAGGAAGUAUCUUUACCUCCACAGCUCAGGCGAGAACUGAUGCCGAAACAUGUUGCGUUGAUAAUGGACGGGAAUAGAAGGUGGGCUAAAAUGAGAGGAUUGCCGGUUGCCUUAGGUUAUGAAGCUGGUAUUCGAGCUGUUAGGAAGAUUAUUGAGCUGUGUGGAAAUUGGGGAAUUAUGGUUCUUACUUUGUUUGCCUUUUCCUCUGAUAAUUGGUUACGUCCUAAAGUGGAAGUUGAUAUUUUGAUGAGCUUAUUCGAAAGAGCUCUGAAUGAUGAGCUUGAAAAUUUUGCCAGAGAAGGGAUUCGAAUAUCUAUAAUUGGAGACUCCAGUAAGCUCCCGAAGUCAUUGCAGGACUUAAUAGCUAAAGCUGUAAAGACUACAAAGGAAAAUUCACGACUUCACCUCGUUGUUGCAGUUAACUAUAGUGGACAGCAUGAUGUUGUACAAGCUUGUCAAACGAUCGCUCAAAAAGUGAAGGAUGACAUUAUCGAAACCAAAGACAUUAAUAGUUUCCUAAUAGAGCAGGAAUUACAAACAAACUGUAUCGAUUUCCCUUGUCCUGAUUUGCUUAUAAGGACUAGUGGGGAGCUAAGGCUUAGCAAUUUCUUACUCUGGCAGUUGGCUUAUUCUGAACUGUUCUUUUCACAUUCACAUUGGCCCGACUUUGGAGAAGCUGAAUUUUUAGAGGCUUUGUGUUCCUUUCAACAAAGGCAGAGACGCUACGGUAGACAGAGCUCCUAGCUUUAUGCCAUGAACUUUUGGAUUAAUUGUGAGGCUGAGAAAACCUUAUUGAGAUCAUUGAUGGUCAGUUCUUAUGAGAAACAAGUCUGAGGUACUUAAGAGCGAUGUUGUCUGAUCCUUUUUGGAGGAUCCAACACGGGUGCAGCGUGCAGCAUUGAGCAACCCUUGUCUCAUGAUCCUGCAAAUGGACAGCUGUGAGACAUUUCAUCUAGUAGCCAAUUAGAGCGAGCUCUACCUUGUCUCCAACAAUCACACGAGGCAAGAUCGAUGACUUGCUGCUAAGGUGGUAAAUACGGUAUCUCAGACACCUGACCGCGAUGCAUCUUGGAUGGUCACGGAGAACUGGUAUAGACUAGUAAUGAGGGAAGAUAAGUGACUCGUGGUGGGCGUUUGAUUAUUGUAAGUCGUAACUGCAAUCUUCACAUUAUCGGCAUAUCAUCUUUUCUUAGUUUGUGUCUAAUUUCCUUUUACAUUUCCUCUACUUGCUGAAAGUUGCAAUUACCUGAUGCAAUUGAAUUCAUAGUUUGAGCAA